CUUCUGUUGCAGUUAGGAUAGAUCCUUGAACCCUGAGCACGUGCUGUUUACGCGUUUGUAAUCCAUUGAACUGUUUGUGCUGCUUUCUUACUGCUAGUGAAAAGUGUUAGAACUGUGGUUUACUAGGCCUUUUUGCAGAGUAAUAUUAUUCUAACUUUAAGGUUCCACUGAGUAUUUUCACACAACUUCUAGUACGUUGAUUAUUUUUGGCAGCGAUGCAAGAAUGCUUAUUUCGGUGGACCCCUACCGACAUGACAUGAUAAUUGCUUCAACCCUGACUAAAAUAGUAUUCGUUGUUCUUGUGACCAGUUUAGUUAAGAGUUCACAAGAUCUUAUAAGUGGAAAAUUGAUCGUCCAACAAGAUGGUAAAACUAACCAGAGUAGUAUAGUUUCUACCGAUGUAAAUACCACGCUGGUCUUGGUACUAAAUGACGUCAAUAGGCAUUUACAAACAGCGAAGUUAUCAUUUACCUGGACAAUAGAGGACAAACCAUUUGUGGAUGUAGGUUCAAACUUAAGCUACGUAUUUAGCACUCCAGGUAACCAUACUGUCCAUGUCGUCGUUGUUGCAAAGUUACCACCUCGUGGGGACCCAAAAGAUUCCAACUACAGUGAUGAUGAUGAUAUGUUCAUGUGGGGAUUCUUCAGUGAGCAAAUAGUUGCGAAAGCACCUAUUUAUAACGUCAACGUUAGUGGAAAUGUGUAUUUACAUGAAGAGGACAUACUGGAACUGAAAGUGAUUUGUAGUGGCAGUGGACCGUACGAGUUCUGUUGGGAAGUGCUGGACACAAAACAACCAAACUCGAGCGAAAGGUGCAGAUACCAUUCGACUAAUCACAAUUGUUCCUUCCCUGUAACGCACGUUUUCCCUCGACCAGGUUUUUAUCGUAUAAGGCUCUUCCUGUCAAACGGCGUGGACCGUCGAGUAGAAAACAUUGACGUGAACGUUAGCAUCUCUAUCAGGACCAGAAGUUUUGCACCAAUUGUGAUAUCAGUCGUUUGUUUGUUUCUACUGGUGGCAUUCAUCAUCAUUUUCGUCGUAAAUCAUCAUUAUCAGCUAAAAAAGAAAAGGAAAUUGAUAGAAGUUGCUGAUUUUGAUUUUCAAAGUUCCAUUAUGUUGAUUAAAAGAUCGUUAUUUCGAACUCUUCAUCCAUCAUAUAUGAGCUUGUCUUGACAAGGCAAUAAUCAGAUGUACGUUAUCUGUUUAUCGAGUUGUUCAAAGGUUACACUUUCUAUUGGUAAUUGCGAGAUUCGACAGAGUCAAAGAGAUGUAAUAAAUGUAUAUCUUUAAGA
Molecule: messenger RNA, 1293 nt
Organism: Limulus polyphemus (Atlantic horseshoe crab)
Lineage: Eukaryota; Metazoa; Arthropoda; Merostomata; Xiphosura; Limulidae
Exons: 6
Coding region: 224-1174 (316 amino acids)
Source: RefSeq, a predicted model, not a curated record